Chroicocephalus ridibundus (black-headed gull) is the source of this 7637-nucleotide messenger RNA. It is a transcript of the gene RRM2B, whose product is annotated as ribonucleotide reductase regulatory TP53 inducible subunit M2B. The record is from RefSeq and is a predicted model, not a curated record. Lineage: Eukaryota; Metazoa; Chordata; Aves; Charadriiformes; Laridae. The coding region runs from base 4321 to 5478 and encodes 385 amino acids. Gene Ontology annotation, molecular function: ribonucleoside-diphosphate reductase activity, thioredoxin disulfide as acceptor. The transcript has 9 exons. Gene Ontology annotation, cellular component: cytosol. Gene Ontology annotation, biological process: deoxyribonucleotide biosynthetic process.
GUGGGGGCCCGCGGCGGGUGUCCCGGGCGCGCAGCCGUUGCCGCCCGGCGGGGGUGACCCGACCGGACCCGCUCCGCCGCCGCGGGUGUGGGGGCGGCGGCGGGAGACAGCGCAGCCCUGUCCGCUGCCGUCGCAUCCCCGGCCUUGAGGGCACCCGCCCGGCCGGGCGCCGCGGCCUCAUCCAUCGCCGGGCUGUCGGCAGCGGCGACCCCCUCCGCGCUGGGCCCGGCCUGCCCCGGGGAGCGCGGGGCUGGCGUGGAGGGGUCACGGCUACUAGAGGCUUCACCUGCGCCCGCCCCGGGGGUCUGCAGUCACGGCUGCGCGCCCGCUCGGGCUCGGGAGGGUCGUUCCCUUCGGGCACCGUGACCGCGGGCAGCGUGGGGCAGCCGGGGUCGGGGCCCGGUCUCGGCCGGGCGCGGAGGCCCGGGGUCGCCCGGCGUGGGGCAGAGGCAGCGCAGGGCCCGGCUGCCCGGUGGGGCCCUGGGCUCGCAGAGCGGUGCCCGCCUGGGGCCGGGAAGGCAGAGCUUGUCCCCUCUGCUCCUCCUGCCCUGGAGGCAGGCGUGGUGGUGUCGGGUGGUCCUGGCUCCCGGCCCCUGUGGACCAGGAGGGUCUGCUCCCCCCCUGGAGGUGUCCCGGCUCUCUUCUGCGUUCUCCCCAGUACGACCUUGACAAGCCAGGAUGAAGCAUGCGAGGGAGAGGGAUUCUUACGGCAGAGAAACCCACAUGGUGGUCCAAACCUCUGCAUCUCAGCAAUACUCGAGUUUCCAGAAACUGGGGCAUGCUGUGUUAAGUACAAGCCUAAAAAAACCAUGAAUGUUUUCCCCUGUGAAUGGCAGCGUGCUGUACCUGCAAUGAAACCCCAGAAUGUAGUCUCCUGGGAGCGUGGGUGAUCUUCCCAGCCUUGCCGCCAGCAUGACCUGUGCUGUCCAGGGCUGGCCCGAGGCCUUUGGGGGCUCAUGGGAUGCAGGUGCAGCCUCUCGCCGGGGUGCAGAAGGGCUUGUCACAUACCGUGACAUGGUAUGUGCCCCAUCACAAUGCUGGCUCUGCCAGCGCCUUUAGCUUUUUCCCUGGCUGCAACUGAUAUGGGGCAUGUAACCGAGGUACUUGCACAUGUAGCCCAACAGCUGUUGCUGUGGGGUGGUGGUUUUACGUGUGUAUAUAUGUUAAUUGUUUCCUAGUUAGCUGAAUUUGAAGUUAACAGAAAGAGCUUCAGUACCACUAUGCGGUCUUUGUUGUCCUUUGGGUUUAUUGUCAUCAUCAGAAAACUUUAUUUCUAGCAGUUGCAGAAUAACUGGGAUACGAUGUACCGGAGUGUGUCCAGCAAAGGGCUGACGAUUAAGAGACUGGAGCAUCUGUCAUACAAAGAGAGGCUGCGAGCGCUGGGGCCGUUCAGCCCGGAGAAGAGAAGGCUCCAGGGGAUCUCGGUGCUAUGUGUAAAUACGUGUUGGAGGGAAUAAAGGAGACGGUGCCAGGCUCUUCUCAGUGGUGCCCUGUGAUGGGACCAGAGGCGAUGGGCACACACUGGAGCAUAGAAGUUCCAUUUACACAUCGGGAAGCACUUGUUUAUUGUGAAGGUGGUGAUGCUGGCACAGGUAGCUCAUAGAAGUUGUGUAGUCUCCAUCCUUGGAGAUACUGACACCUUGGCUGGACGUGGUCCUGGGCAAUCUGAUCUUGGCUGACUGUGCUAGAGCAGGGGUUGGGCUGUGCCCAUCAGCCUCAGCUCUUUAAUGCGUUUGGCUCAUGUUGUCUGAACAGAAAGUAGCACGUUUGCGUUAUAAACUGGAUGGUCUUCAUUAUUAUGGCAAGUGUUGACUGUUUCAUGCACAAUCAUAGGAUGAAGGAAAAGAUGUGUGGUGCAGAUUGAAAGCAGGUGGUGUAUUGGCCUAGUGACUGUUACCGUCUGCAGCUCCCCGUACCCCUGCCAGUGCACGCUGGGGCCAGGAGGGCAGGGCUGGGAAUGCGUUGUGCUCCUUCAGUGCAAGGCGGUGGCUGCUUCGAAGCCCUGGCAGUGAUCAGAAUGUGCCGUGCAUCCAAAAUUGAGUCAGAGAAGGAUCUCCCAUGAAUUUUCAGGUCACUUGUACCAAGACAUGUACUGUGUUAACAAACAGGCAAGGUAAUGAGCAUUACUCUGAUAAAACUUUGGCUAAGAGGAAUGGAACCCAAAAUGAAGAGUGUCAGGGCUGUUUUGUAGCCAGGAGCUACCUGCUUGCCAACUUCGAAAUGGAGCCCACCUGUGAAACUCCCCUCCACCUGAGAAGGGGUUAGGGGAGGUGGGAGGUGGGUUGAGGGAGAGGUUCCAGUAUGGUGUUGUCGCUGUGGGCUGACCCUUCCUUUUUUAAAAUUUAAAAAAACCCACCUAUUUAAAAAAACCCAAACUUGUGUCAUUUUCCGGUUCUGUGUGGUGGUCCUUGGUGAUGGUUGUGCCGUCAUUCUGAGUCUUUGGCUCCUGGAAGCCAUCCUUCUGCUUUCCUGCCAUCAUGGCUCUCCAGAGGGUACACCCUGCUUUGUGGUCCCUUUCUGCUUCUCUCCCCUUUCUGUCUCGCUGUGCACUGACAGUAUUUCUGGCAUGUUGACUCCUCUGUGGCCUGCGGAAUGGCAGCUGUUAAAAGUCAUUGGAGAAAUGACAAGCAUGUCUCGGUGUUGGUCUCCAGUUUUCCUGCCAUACUGGAACUUUGCUCUUCCUGUGCUUUGCUUCACUUCUGUACACCAGAAGUUUUUUUCAAGUUAUCUCCCUGCAUUAUGGGCCUUGCAUGCUGGCUUUUGAAUGGCUCAGGAACAUCAAGGCUGAGGUUGGUAACUGCUAGUCCGCCUUGUUAGGCUAAAAUAAGUAUUUGGGGAUAGUCCCCAGGCGCUAUAGAAGGGCUUUGCUCUGGUAAAGACUGGGCUAAUAAGGAAGACUUCUGCAGUGUUUCCUUUUUCAAGGAUGAUGGCUGGUCAUCCUGAGGUCACCUCAUCCUUGGAGACAGAUGCUAGUUGGGUGGCUGGCUCUGAGGAGGUGUGUGCCAUAGCAGGGUGCCAUCCCCACUGGGCCCAAAUUCUCCCCUGUGGCACUUCCAGUGGGUUACUGCAACUGUCUCUGUGUCCUGGGAAAUGCAAAAGGUCUUGCACUCUCAUGGCCUUCAGCGGAGACUCUGCAAGAUGAUGCCGGGAAAUCUGUCUCGUGUAUUGAAUAAUAUUUAAAAAUAUAAUAAAGUGCUAAAAUUGUAACCCAGAAUAUGCUUCCUGAUGUAUUUUCUUUGGGCCUGUGCAGUACAUAUGCCAGCUAUGAAAUGUUCACGUGUGUUUGGUUUUUGUUUGUUUUUUAAAUGUCAGUAGAAUUAUUUGUUUGAGGGUAUUUUUCAAAUUGAAGUAAAGGAUUACUUGUUAUUAUGUGAGUGGUUACAAGCAGACAGGGUAGGGAAAGGACUUUGGCACCUCCUAGGAGGGUAGAAGCAAUGGUAUUCAAAACCUUACGCUCUGCUGUAUUACAUAUAAUACCUUGUAUACUGCCUGUGGCUGGUUAUCCUCUACAGCAGCAUCAGCAGGAUCUAAGGACUGACCCAGAAGGGUGUCCUGCUGGCUAAACUUCUGAUCAGUGUGAGUCACCAGCCCUUCUGGAGAGGCUGCAGCACGCUGUCCUGACAGCUCUUCGUGAUGGUUGUCUUCAGUAGGUGCUUGGUGGUGUGCCUGGCAGGGAUGCUGGCUGGCGUUGAUCCCAGGAGCAGGUCCCUAGCUGGAGGUGAGGGGAAGGCCCUGCUGAUGGAGUGCCCCCUCCAUGCUGCCCUUCACUGGCCUGUCUCUAAACGUUCAUCCGUCCCCACCUCGGCUGGGCUGGUAGCUCUCUGAGGAAGAGCUGUGCCCGGGCACUCUCCAGGAGCCUGCGCAGAGGGGGUGGGGAUGGCUGACUCCAGGCAGGGGUUUUCCUGCUGUUGGAAAGAGGCACAUCGUUUCGUCUUGGCACUCGAGGGCGUAGGUGGGGUGGGACAGCCUCCAGAGCAGCCUCCAGAUCCGCACUGGUGUGCGGGCUGCCCUCUGCUCACCGCAGGAUUGCAUACAUGAACCUCUGUGCAGAGACUCGCCGUGGCACAGGGCUGUUCCUCUACCAAACGGGAUUAGUUACUGUGAUCUCAUGGUGUUUUUAAGAAAGUCCAUCCAGGCCCAAGUGGCUGGAUGUAAAGUGACGGGGCUGGAGGUGAGCUGAGCAGUGAGCCCCAUGGAUGUGUGCUGGUGGCAGCGCGUGGUGACCUUGCACGUUAUCUCCCUUGUGCAGCACUGUGGCGGCUGAUGUUGUCUCCCGGGGCAGAUUUCCUCUUCGCGCUGUAGAAGGGCUUUCACUUCGGCAUGCAGACGUCAGGCGCUUCCUGGCACCGGCACACCUGGGAGGGGGCGGUUGGUGCGAGUGGUGCCAGGCAGAGCCGGGCAGGAGCGUGGAUGGAGGGCAAGGGGGCAGGUACCCCCGGGACGGGUUGUGCGGCCACCCAAGGGGAGCAGAGCUCCUCUCCGGGUGCUGCUGAAAAUGGCGUGGACACUGACGAGGAGCCUCUUCUCAGAAAAAAUCCCCGGCGGUUCGUCAUCUUCCCCAUCCAGUACCCAGACAUAUGGAAAAUGUAUAAACAGGCUCAGGCCUCCUUUUGGACAGCAGAAGAGGUUGAUUUGUCGAAGGACCUUCCUCACUGGAACAAACUGAAAGCAGAUGAAAAAUACUUUAUCUCUCAUGUUCUGGCAUUUUUUGCAGCCAGUGAUGGAAUUGUAAAUGAAAACCUGGUGGCACGUUUUAGCCAGGAGGUGCAGAUCCCAGAAGCGCGUUGUUUCUAUGGCUUUCAGAUUCUCAUUGAGAACGUUCACUCGGAGAUGUACAGCUUGCUCAUAGACACCUACAUCAAAGAUCCUGAGAAAAGGGAUUUCUUAUUUAAUGCUAUUGAAACAAUGCCUUGUGUCAAGAAGAAAGCAGACUGGGCUCUGAAGUGGAUUGAAGACAGAGAAUCCACUUUUGGUGAGAGAGUGGUUGCCUUUGCUGCAGUUGAAGGCAUCUUCUUUUCGGGUUCCUUUGCUGCUAUAUUUUGGCUGAAGAAGAGGGGCCUGAUGCCUGGACUGACUUUCUCCAAUGAACUUAUUAGCAGAGAUGAGGGUCUACACUGUGAUUUUGCUUGUCUAAUGUUCCAUUAUUUAGUGAACAGACCAUCAGAAGAGCGGGUCCGUGAGAUCAUCGUUAAUGCUGUUGAAAUUGAGCAGGAGUUUCUAACAGAGGCGUUACCCGUAGGUCUGAUUGGAAUGAAUUGCACUUUGAUGAAACAAUAUAUUGAAUUUGUCGCAGACCGGUUACUAAUGGAGCUUGGGUUCUCAAAGGUUUUUCAUGCAGAAAAUCCUUUUGAUUUCAUGGAGAAUAUUUCUCUGGAAGGAAAAACAAAUUUCUUUGAGAAGCGAGUUUCGGAAUAUCAACGUUUUGCUGUUAUGGCAGAAACAAUGGACAAUGUCUUCACUCUGGAUGCAGAUUUUUGAUAACUUGGCAAACGAACGGUGACUGUUUUCCUCUCCCCAUCUCACUUUCUGCUGUGAAGUUGUCUUCAUUUCCUGUGCUGGAAUUUGAGUCUACUGGGAUUUUUUUUCCUGGGUUUUCAUGUUGUUUGUCUGAGGAGUAAAUAUAUUUCUCUCUGUGUCAUUUAAAAAAAAAAAAGGGGGGGUCCUCUUUGAAAAAUUUAUAUGGGUUUUUAAAAGGAUGGCCUUUUUAAUAUUCCCUUGACUCAUCUGCUGUGAUUGCUGUCUUUAAAAAUGACCUGGCUACUACUACUUUUUUAAGACUAUGGUAGUGUUUUAGGAAAGCAAACUGUGUAUUUACCUCAUUGUUAUGGUAUUUCAAUCUGAAAACCAAAUGAGGUAUCACUCUAUGUAUAUAUGUUGCUAUAAAUUAUUUUCUAUUUUCAUGUUUAUAGAUUUGGUCUGGAGUAAAAACUCUUCCCUUUAUGUCCUGCUGCAGAUAGAGUAAUAAGUGAAUGUGGGAAGACAUUAGUAAGGUAUGAACUACAAAAUCUUAUUAAACCCAGGGAUACGGUUUGAUCUCCCCAUUAACCUGGGUUCUGUCUGAAAACAUUUUUAGUCUGGUUGCAAGCCUGACGGCUGUUGGUAGGAGUUUAGAUCAAAUACAUAUGAUUUUUGUCUUACAGCUGUUAUUGAGCAGGUCAGCGAACUUCAAAUGGUCCUUGAAAAGGUAGGCCUGUUAAUAGUGGAGAAAAAACACAGCCUCUAGGUCUUUGGCUUGUGCUGCCUGCUUUUCCCUGCUUUUCUAAACAAGUGCCUUAUUAAGCAGUCUGUAGUUGCCUGAGUUGCAGUCGGCAUCAGACACUGGAACAGCCAGCGCUGGGUGUUGUCCAUCUUCCCUCUGUCAUGCCGGGUGAUUUGAUAUCCUCCCCUUCUCGGUUUCAUAUGUGCAUUGAUGGGGUGAGAAGGCGCAUCAUUCCAAGGGAUUAUCCCUUGAGGUGCUACAAAUGUCCUGCUUGGCCUGUAAGGGAGCACCAAUAAUGUAUGAAGGUACUUCAAGUUGCGUGUUCAAUGUGAACCAUUGAAACUGUUGUCACAGAAGAGCUUCUGGAGGAAGAUAUUAAACCUUUUAAAAACAAAUCUUGAAGUGGUGUGGAUUAGCAGCAUCUUACAAAGGAUGGCUGUUUGGGUUUUGGUGUGUUCCAGUGUGUGCCUGAAAACUUCUUUUAAUUUCUUGAUGUCACAUGCAGAGAAUGGAGCAAUUGAAGAAUGGCUAACGUACUGCAGUGGUUCUUGGGAUGGGAGGGAUGCUGUUCAGUUGUAGGUGGAUUCCUUGCAAAUAGAUACACUCAUCUUUUUUUUUUUUUUUUUUUUUUUUCAAAGGUGAAGCGAGUGUACAUGAGCUAGACAAAGGGUUCUGCUUUGUUAAACCCAAGUAUUUUUUCAUUAUGUUCAGCAGUUUAUGUAAGAGCUUUUAUAAGCCUUUCUUGUUGUUGCAAACAUCUUGUGCUGCAUUCGAUAUGCCUGGCGUGCGAUGAGCUGACAGCCCAGGGUUAUCGGUGAUGGGGUGGUAUAAGUGUUACUUCCCUGCCAGCCCAGAUCAGCCGUAGCCCUGGGUACCUGAGUUCCAUGAAAUAGGUCUGCUGCCUUAGCGUACUUCUUAGUGAACAGUUGUCUCCGGUAUAAAAAUAAGCAGCAAAACUGACCCUUUUUGUUUGUGUAUGUAAUGAGCAUGGAAACAGAACAGCUUUUUUUUCCUAGAGACGAGCCUGCAUCAUUUGACAUAAGGUACUUGGGUAGGGCAGAGAGGACCCGUGGAAAAUACGGAGAGAAGCUGGUUUCCCUCACUAAUGUCCUGCAACUGCAAGAGAACUAUGGACUCAGAGAGAAAAUCCAGCACCUUUUGGAAAUAAUAUGUUUGUGGGGGAAAAAGAGGAAAUGUUGUAAAUGGGUCUGUUGUUGGAGGAAUGGAACCUAUUUUUAUGUCACUGAUACAUUUGUUUUGAGUGUUAUGAAUUAAGAUGAGAGUAUGCAGAAUAUCCAGUUAUGAAACUGCUAUGUGCUCAGGUUCUGUAAAUGUAUAUGAGAUACCAAAGUCUGGUACAACAGCUCCCACCCCGUUUGUGUGUAAAAUAUAUGUGUAGUUUCAAUAAAACUUGAAUGUGGAGAAGGAGCAUGCCUUU